AUUUUCCUUUAUAUGAAGCCAAGAUCGAAAGUGAUAAAUUGAAGAAAAUUCGAAGUGUUUGCGACGGAUAUUUAUUAUGAUACAUUAGCAAAUACAGAUUACCUUUUUGGUGUCAGCGGAAGUGAACGCGACAUUGGAGACGAGCGGUGGGCCAAAAAUAUCGACAAAAUGGCAGCCACUAGAAGGUUACAAAAAGAACUAGGUGACUUAAGGAAUUCGGGUUUAAAGUCAUUCCGUGAUAUUCAGGUGGAUGAAACUAACAUUCUCACUUGGCAGGGUCUCAUUGUUCCAGAUAGUCCGCCAUAUAAUAAGGGGGCGUUCAAAAUAGAAAUAAAUUUUCCUGCCGAGUACCCGUUUAAACCUCCGAAAAUCAAUUUCAAAACUAAAAUUUAUCAUCCCAAUAUUGACGAGAAGGGGCAAGUGUGUUUACCGAUUAUUAGCGCAGAAAAUUGGAAACCUGCCACGAAAACAGAUCAGGUUAUUCAAGCAUUAGUUGCUCUCGUGAACGAGCCCGAGCCGGAGCAUCCCUUAAGAGCAGAUUUAGCGGAAGAAUAUUUGAAAGAUAAAAAAAAGUUUACGAAAAACGCUGAGGAAUAUACGAAAAAGCACAGCGAGAAGAGACCGGCAGAUUAGGAUUUUGUAAAUUUUGGGAGAACCUAAAAAUUCUGAUAAAUUCGCCUUAUAGAUGUAUAUUUCUACCUUUUUAGUUGAGCAUUUAUUUUUUUCUCUCUAAAAAAAAAAAUGUUAUUUUGUACCAGAUUUACCGACCUUGUCUCUUGGACAUACGUCUCCAUGUUUUUGUAUAGAACUUUUCCGUUUUUAAGGAUGACACUGUUUUCCUUCAAUUAUUAGUUCACCAUUUGCAAAUUGUUGUACAUUCUAAUUGUUUAAUAAAAUCUAUAUGAAUUUGAA
Molecule: messenger RNA, 912 nt
Organism: Cylas formicarius (sweet potato weevil)
Lineage: Eukaryota; Metazoa; Arthropoda; Insecta; Coleoptera; Brentidae
Gene: Ubc10
Product: ubiquitin-conjugating enzyme E2 L3
Exons: 4
Coding region: 169-633 (154 amino acids)
Source: RefSeq, a predicted model, not a curated record